AUGGCCUCAAUUGCAGUCAUCCCAAGAUCGAAGAACAUUAAGGGCUACUCUAGCUCCCUUGACUCCUUGUUGAUUGCUCCAAUUUUGAAAAAAAUUGCUACGGACAACAAGUUGAACCCUAACCGGAUCAGACUCACUUACAAGGAUGCUAAUGGAAAACAGAUUGCUUUAGACUCCUCGAAAUCCUUGAUGGACUACUUCACCGGUGCUGAAUUGACGAAGGUGGUCGACAUCUAUGCCAAGGAUUUGGGUCCCCAGAUCGCUUGGAGUACCGUGUUUUUGUUAGAGUACUUGGGUCCGUUGGUGCUCCAUCUCUUGUUCUACGCGUAUUACGCCAUCUACAAGCAAGUACCCCAAACCCAAACUCAGGUUCUUGCCUUCAUAAUGGUCACUUUGCACUUUGCUAAGAGAGAGUACGAGACCCUUUUCGUCCACAGGUUCUCUAACGCUACUAUGCCUCUUUUCAACUUGUUUAAGAACUCCAGUCACUACUGGUUCUUGUCUGGCUUCAACUUAGCCUUUUUCAUUUACGGUAAGGAUACUGCUUCGUUGGCCUCGGCUGGAUCGCUCGAGAAGUUUGUGUUCCACGUGAACUCUUUGCCUUCUAUCGUGAACUAUGCUCUCUUUGCCGUGUGGGCUUUUGCUGAAUUGUCUAACUUCCAGACCCACGUUGCUUUGUCCAACCUCAGAAACAAGGAUAGCAAGGCUUACGUCAUUCCAUAUGGUUACGGUUUCGACUUGGUUUCUUGCCCAAACUACUUUUUCGAGUCUCUUGGGUGGGUCGUCUACUCUAUUUUGGUCGGUAACUGGUCUGCAUGGCUCUUUAUGAUUGUUGGUUCUGGCCAGAUGUACAUUUGGGCUGUCCAGAAGCACAAGAGAUACUUGAAGACAUUUGGUGACGACUACAAGAAAUUGAGAAGGACCGCCAUGAUCCCUUUUGUUGCCUAA
Messenger RNA from Candidozyma duobushaemuli, 948 nucleotides. Its product is annotated as trans-2-enoyl-CoA reductase (NADPH). Gene Ontology annotation, biological process: very long-chain fatty acid biosynthetic process. The transcript has a single exon. Bases 1 to 948 code for a protein of 315 amino acids. Gene Ontology annotation, molecular function: oxidoreductase activity, acting on the CH-CH group of donors. NCBI's taxonomy places the organism in Eukaryota, Fungi, Ascomycota, Pichiomycetes, Serinales, Metschnikowiaceae. The record is from RefSeq and is a predicted model, not a curated record.